This is a messenger RNA of Nerophis lumbriciformis (worm pipefish), 1052 nucleotides long. It is a transcript of the gene mustn1b, whose product is annotated as musculoskeletal, embryonic nuclear protein 1b. The record is from RefSeq and is a predicted model, not a curated record. Gene Ontology annotation, biological process: chondrocyte differentiation; chondrocyte proliferation; tissue regeneration. Gene Ontology annotation, cellular component: nucleus. NCBI's taxonomy places the organism in Eukaryota, Metazoa, Chordata, Actinopteri, Syngnathiformes, Syngnathidae.
AUGUAUUUUAAGAUUCAUUAUAGUGUCCCUUGGACAAACACAACACAGUUUGGCCUCGUGAGCUCAUCCCAGCAGACCGGAGACUCUUUCCAGCUGCUCCGUCCCUCACAUCACAUCUAAUAAUACACGCUGACAACAGGCACAGAUGGACCGAAGCGAGGGGGGGGGCUAGACUCCCUAAGUCCAGGACCAGGACUAUAAAUACAACCAUCCAGUCAAGGCGAGCAGAAGACACAAUCCCUGGGCGCAGCAGCAAGAACCAAAACAGGACUCGGAGCGACAUGUCACAGCCCGGCGAAGUCAAGAAGAAAAAGCGUCCGCCGAUGAAGGAGGAGGACCUGAAGGGGGCCCGCAGUAAACUGGGACUGAAGGGCGAGGUCAAGAGUAAGACCUAUGAGGUCAUGGCGGAGUGCGAGCGGAUGGGCAAAGUGGCCCCAUCAGUUUUUAGCGGCGUACGGACCGGGACUGAGACCUCCCUGGACAAUCCACUUGCCAAAGCUCCUGGAGCGAGUGUGUUCAACAAGUAGUCCCUCGCUGCACCUUUCAUCAUUACUAUGAGAAACAACUGUUAUUUUUUAUCAAAGUGCAGCUUUUUGUCACCUGGACAGAUGCAGCGUGGGUGGAGGUCACAAUGUUUGCUUUAAGUGGAGACACAACCUUUGUUGACUCGAGACCUUAAAACAAUUAUUGCACAGUGACAACUUUGGUGAGUCCAACAUUGGCACAUAUUUCUUACUCUUUUUUUUUUUUUUUUUCACAAAAUAAAUAUUGUCACAAUGACUUAAAACCUCAUGAUCAUCCCCUUUGCUUACAGUGUGGACAAAAUCACUUGACUAUAAAUCUCUUCAUAAACGGAUGCCUCUUUUUUUUUAACGAUAAUAUGAUUCACUUACAGAACCCAACACAAUUGUGUUGCUUUCAAGAACUGCAAAAACAAAGCCAAACAGGACAUAAAAGUCUUCAAUUUUUCUAAGGGCAUAAAAACAUUAUGGAUUAAUUUAUUUUGUACUUUUUUUUCUCAAAUAACAAUCAAUAAAAACACCAAAAUUGAA